AGGCUUGUGUUGGUGGGCCCUUGGGUUGAGUUGAAGUCUUACGAGUUCGCGUCCUGGGACUGCUGCGCUUUAGGGCUGACAACGCUGGGCUAUGGGGAAAUACGGUGGCCUUUUUAUGCAUGCUGAAGACGAGCGGGCGCGUGAGCGAUCGGUGUUCUGGAUGUCGCUGUUGCUGUCUGACUUGUCUUUCGUGUUGUUGGACUUGGACUUGGACUUGGACUUGGACUCCGGGUAAAGUAAGUGCAUUUUCGACGACACCGAUUUCGCCCUUUGCAUAGCUGCCCUCUCCUCUACGUCAAAGACGUCCGUCUUGACAAGUCCAGGCCCAGAGGCCUGCCGCCGUCCACGAUGGACCUUAUGGAUCCCAGCCUGAGAUACAACCUCCGUGGACGGAUAAUACUCAUCGUCUUGACGACAUUUUUGUUCCUCGAUUUCGUCGCCGUGGGUCUCAGAGUGUAUGCGAAGCGGUUGAUGCGGAAGUCCAUGCAGCUGAAUGAUUGGGCGCUGAUCAUAAGCCUGUUGCUCGUGACGGCGCUGUACUGCAUCGAAAUCGCGGUCGUUCUGCGCGGGGGCCUGGGGCUGCACGUGGAAUGGAUAUUACUGAACAAAGGGAUGCCGACGCUCAUGCUGGCUGGAAAGCUGGUGUUUGCGGCGGAUAUUGUGUGGAAUUUGAGUUUGAUGGCGAUCAAGAUCUCUAUCCUUCACCUCUACCUGACCUUGUUCGGGACCGUCAUGACGAAAUUCCGGCACGCAGUGUAUGCCACCAUCGCGCUCGUUGUUGUAUCUGGAACCGCGUUUAUCAUACAAAUGUUUGCGCUGUGUCGGCCUCUGGCAUUCUUUUGGGAUAAGAUGAUUGUCGGCGGGAAAUGCAGCGAUGAAAGAUUGGCGUACCUGAUUCCAAACAUCAUCAAUAUCGUCAUCGAUUUCCUCAUCUUCGGGCUCCCAAUGCCUCUGUUCUGGGGCCUGAAGGUCUCUACCAGGAAGAAGAUAGGAGCUUGCGUCGUGUUCAGUAUAGGUCUUAGCAUCUGUAUCCUCGCCGCGGUCCGCGUCAAAUACAUUCUCGAGCUCGAUUUCAACGACUUCACCUAUUCGCUCUACCUCUUCUCGAUUCUGGGAAUCAUGGAACCCAUGCUCGCCAUCAUCAGCGCGUGCCUACCCAUACUGCCUCCGGUGUUCGCAAAGUGCAAAGCGAGGAUUCUUGGCCGAUCACCAACAUCGACCCACAAGUCCAGUAUGCCGAGCUCAAGUGGGCACUCGAAGUCGCUCAACAGUGCUCAGAAGAGCCCGAACGCUAUACAUAUACGCUCGGACGCGUUCGAUGAUCUGGAACAUCCGCUUAUUGAGCUUCAAGUGACUGGGAAGAGUAACGAUACCUUACCUGUAUGACGGAGUUAGGGAGAAUACGGCAUAGUAACGGUAAUGAGAUGGACAGUGGGGAAUCCGAGUUGCGGUACAGAUCGCGGAUCCUCUUCGAUGUAUAUAUUGUAGUCAGCAACGAGCGUACGAACCA
Molecule: messenger RNA, 1510 nt
Organism: Trematosphaeria pertusa
Lineage: Eukaryota; Fungi; Ascomycota; Dothideomycetes; Pleosporales; Trematosphaeriaceae
Exons: 5
Coding region: 349-1386 (345 amino acids)
Source: RefSeq, a predicted model, not a curated record